CAGCUCGAUACAUCCGCGAACCUUGCAAUAACAGCAUACUAUCGGCAUUUCUCAAGAUUGCGUUGGAUAGGUGCGGAAACAUGUACAGCCAAGACCAACCAUUCGGCAGCCCCCGAACGGAGACCGGUCCAAAUUGGGAACCACCUUAUAGUAGUCAAGGUAGUUUUGUUCUGCCAUGGUCUUGUAAAGAGCUCUCGUAAGAUCAUCUCGGUUCCAUGCUUGGUGAGCUUCGAACCUGUUGCUCGAUCCGAUACGCUUGCAACGGACAACAUGAUGCUCACGCGCUUCGCCACCGCUCUCCUUGGCCUCACCGUGGCCGAUGCCGCCCUCACCUACAAAGGUGUGGACUGGUCCUCGGUCGUGGUCGAGGAACGGGCUGGUGUCUCGUACAAGAACGUCGACGGCAACGCGCAGCCGCUGGAGAAGAUCUUCGCAGAUAACGGCGUGAACACGGUGCGCCAGCGAGUAUGGGUCAACCCGAGGGACGGCAACUACAACCUCGACUACAAUAUCGCGCUUGCGAAGAGGGCAAAGGCUGCUGGGUUGGGCGUGUACAUCGACUUUCACUACAGCGAUACCUGGGCGGAUCCCGCCCACCAAACCACCCCCUCGGGAUGGCCGACCGACAUUGACAACCUCUCUUGGAAGUUGUACAACUACACAGUGGAUGCCGCGAACCAAUUCCAGGCCGCUGGCGUGCAGCCGUCCAUCAUGUCCAUUGGAAACGAGAUUACGCCUGGCCUUCUGUGGCCCACGGGCAAAACCAACAACUGGGGCAACAUCGCUCGGUUGUUGCACUCGGCAGCCUGGGGUAUCAAGGAUUCGGCACUCGACCCAAAGCCGAAGAUCAUGGUUCAUCUCGACAACGGAUGGAACUGGGAGACCCAGAAGUGGUGGUACACGAAUGCCUUGCAGCAGGGAACAUUCGAGCUGUCCGACUUCGACAUGAUGGGCGUCUCGUUCUACCCGUUCUACUCGGAGUCGGCGAGCCUGAGCGCGCUGAAAACGAGCUUGGCCAACAUGGCCCAGACAUGGAACAAGGAUGUGGCCGUUGUUGAGACUAACUGGCCAACAUCCUGCCCCAACCCCAAGUACAGCUUCCCCUCCGACGUGAGGAACAUCCCCUUCUCGGCAGCGGGACAGUCGACGUACGUCACUAACGUGGCCAAUGCGGUGGCUUCGGUGAGCCGCGGGGUAGGAUUGUUCUACUGGGAACCUGCAUGGAUUCACAAUGCGAACUUGGGCUCGUCGUGUGCCGACAACACCAUGUUCUCGCCGUCUGGUCAAGCCUUGUCGAGCUUGUCUGUUUUCCAGCGGAUUUAGGUGCGGGCAGUGGCCUAGGUCAGCGCAAUGGAUGAGGAGAAGACGAAUAGCCUAGAGGAGCCAAUCCUGUGAACUCGAAAAUAUAAUGCGUUCUUAUAAUGCAUUUUAUUGUAUGUCGUGUCAGUCAUUGAGAC
Molecule: messenger RNA, 1457 nt
Organism: Chaetomium fimeti
Lineage: Eukaryota; Fungi; Ascomycota; Sordariomycetes; Sordariales; Chaetomiaceae
Product: family 53 glycosyl hydrolase
Exons: 2
Coding region: 271-1323 (350 amino acids)
Biological process (GO): pectin catabolic process
Molecular function (GO): glucosidase activity
Source: RefSeq, a predicted model, not a curated record